AUGGCUCCGGACACGCCGAAAGGGGUCUCUUCGAGGCUCUUGACAAUGAAAUUCAUGCAACGAGCUGUUGCAUCGGCUUCAUCGUCGCCACAAACAGAUGACAGCUCUCAAUCGUCGAAAAAGCGAAAGUUGAAUAAUUCAGCGGCCACCGCAGCAGAACAAAGGGUCAGCGCCUUGAUCGAUCAGGCAUCGAUCAAAGCAGCGCUUGAUGAUCAAGAGGCGAAGCGACAGGCAGCGCUUGCCCAACACACUGCGAGCGGCGCGCAUUGGGUUCUGAAUACAAAGCUGGACAAACUGAAUGGCAGCACGCCUUCAGAACCGUCUCUGAAUGUUGUGUAUGUGGGCUACGGAGAUAUAGAUUCAGAUAACGAGUCUGGCGGCGAAGACGUCCCGCAGAGUGGCCGGACUUCGACGCGGAAGCCCAAGGAGGUUGAGAAUCAAAAACCCAAUUCCGAGAAAGACGACGGCUCAAACGAUGAAUCAUCCAGUGAUGGCGAGGACUCGAGUCGGAAGCGCAAGGAAAGACAUUCAGAUGCUGGAGACGGCUCAAGUCGCUCACGCUCACAAUCGCGACCGAGAUCUAGACCUAACGACGAAAGUAAAAGGGCCAAAGACUUCCGUGAAAAGAGAAAGAAGAAGGAACUUUCGCUGAACAAGAUCACCUCCAUAUCAUCAUCUGGGGGUGCUAGCAAAGGUGCUAGCAACUCAGCCUCCUCUGCAUGUUACAUCUGCAAGCAGCCUGGACAUAAGGCCGCUAGCUGCCCCAAAAGUGGUUCCAAGCGAUCAUGA
Messenger RNA from Trichoderma gamsii, 789 nucleotides. RefSeq lists its product as hypothetical. NCBI's taxonomy places the organism in Eukaryota, Fungi, Ascomycota, Sordariomycetes, Hypocreales, Hypocreaceae. Bases 1 to 789 code for a protein of 262 amino acids. Gene Ontology annotation, molecular function: nucleic acid binding; zinc ion binding. The record is from RefSeq and is a predicted model, not a curated record. The transcript has 2 exons.